Messenger RNA from Punica granatum (pomegranate), 3018 nucleotides. NCBI's taxonomy places the organism in Eukaryota, Viridiplantae, Streptophyta, Magnoliopsida, Myrtales, Lythraceae. The record is from RefSeq and is a predicted model, not a curated record.
UCCUUUUGGGUUUUCGUUGUAGUUUUCGCUGAAGAACAGUCUGUUCUCUCUCUCUCUCUCUCUCAGCUCGCUCGAUCUACCAAUUCCACAGACGAAGAGAAUUCAAAGGCAAAAUCGGUCAUCUCCUUCUCUGUCUCUCUCUGAUUCAAGCUUUAAGGAGAUGAAAGAGAGUAGAGAUGGAACCAGACCCGACAGAGCUUCGAAAUCCUCAUCCGCUAGCUCACUUCCCCUCAUUCUGGACAUAGAAGACUUUAAGGGCGAUUUUUCAUUUGAUGCGUUGUUUGGAAACUUGGUCAAUGAUCGGCUACCAUCCUUCCAAGAUGAAGAAGCAGAUUCAGCAGAAGGGCAUGGCGGUGGCAAUGAGUUUUUGGCGAAUGGGAAUAUUAGAACUGAUUCUAAGUCGGCACAGGGACUCUCUGCUCCUUUGUUUCCCGAGGUCGAUGCUCUCUUGACCCUGUUCAAGGAUUCCUGCAGGGAGUUGGUUGACCUCAGGAAGCAGAUUGAUGGGAGACUCUAUAAUCUCAAAAAGGAGGUGUCUGCUCAAGAUUCUAAACACCGGAAGACUCUUUCUGAGCUCGAAAAAGGUGUGGAUGGCUUAUUUGAUAGCUUUGCGAGGUUGGAUUCCCGUAUUUCAAGCGUUGGCCAGACUGCUGCAAAAAUAGGAGAUCAUCUCCAGAGUGCAGACGCUCAGCGUGAAACUGCAAGUCAGACAAUUGAUCUUAUAAAGUAUUUGAUGGAGUUUAACGGCAGUCCCGGUGACCUAAUGGAGCUUUCACCUCUCUUCUCUGACGACAGUCGUGUUGCGGAGGCAGCUUCCAUUGCACAGAAGCUGCGAUCGUUUGCCGAAGAAGAUAUUGGAAGACAAGGCAUAGCAUCAUCAAUGGUGGGAAAUGCAGCUGCUAGCAGAGGUCUAGAAGUUGCGGUUGCUAAUCUCCAGGAUUAUUGCAAUGAAUUGGAGAACAGAUUGUUAGCUCGGUUUGAUGCUGCAUCACAGAGAAGAGAACUUUCUACAAUGGCUGAAUGUGCCAAAAUUUUAUCUCAGUUUAACCGGGGCACGAGUGCAAUGCAGCAUUAUGUGGCAACACGUCCAAUGUUUAUUGACGUUGAGGUCAUGAAUGCAGAUACAAGACUGGUUUUAGGUGACAAUAGUUCUCAAGUUAGUCCUAACAACGUUGCUCGUGGACUCUCCUCUCUGUACAAAGAAAUCACAGAUACGGUGCGUAAGGAAGCAGCCACGAUAACAGCUGUAUUUCCGUCCCCCAACGAUGUUAUGUCAAUUUUAGUUCAGAGAGUGCUGGAGCAGCGAGUUACAGCCCUCCUGGACAAACUAUUAAUUAAGCCAUCUCUUGUGAAUUUACCACCUAUGGAAGAAGGCGGACUCUUAUUGUAUCUUAGAAUGCUGGCAGUGGCAUACGAGAGGACACAAGAACUUGCUAGAGACUUGAGAGCUGUCGGCUGUGGGGAUUUGGAUAUUGAAGGGCUCACCGAGUCUUUAUUUUCUUCACACAAGGAUGAGUAUCCUGAACAUGAGCAAGCCUCUCUUAGACAACUUUACCGAGCGAAGAUGGAGGAAUUGCGUGCUGAAAGCCAGCAGAUGUCCGAAUCAUCUGGGACAAUUGGGCGUUCUAAAGGAGCUUCAAUAGCAUCUUCACACCAGCAAAUUUCUGUUGCUGUUGUAACAGAGUUUGUUCGUUGGAACGAAGAAGCAAUAUCCAGAUGCACCUUGUUUUCCUCUCAGCCAACCACACUAGCAGCCAAUGUGAAAGCAGUUUUUACUUGCCUUCUAGACCAGGUUGGUCAAUAUAUAACAGAAGGGCUUGAUCGGGCAAGGGACAGCUUAACUGAAGCUGCAGCUUUAAGGGAAAGGUUUGUCUUGGGGACCAGUGUCAGUAGAAGGGUGGCUGCUGCAGCUGCUUCUGCUGCGGAAGCUGCUGCUGCUGCUGGUGAAAGCAGUUUCAGAUCAUUCAUGGUUGCUGUGCAGCGUAGUGGUAGCAGUGUGGCUAUAGUACAGCAAUAUUUUGCAAAUUCUAUAUCUCGGCUAUUACUACCCGUUGAUGGGGCACAUGCUGCUGCUUGUGAAGAAAUGGCAACAGCGAUGUCGGGUGCUGAAGGUGCUGCUUACAAGGGUCUUCAGCUGUGCAUUGAAACUGUUAUGGCUGAGGUUGAGCGGUUGCUGUCAGCUGAACAGAAGGCGACAGAUUAUCGGUCACCAGAUGAUGGAAUUGCACCUGAUCAUCGCCCAACGAAUGCCUGCACUCGGGUUGUGGCUUACCUUUCUCGUGUGCUUGAAGCUGCAUUCACUGCAUUAGAAGGUCAAAACAAGCAAGCAUUCCUCACUGAACUGGGAAACCGUUUGUAUAAAGGGCUGUUAAGUCAUUGGCAGAAGUUCACCUUUAAUCCCAGCGGAGGACUUCGGCUGAAGCGUGACAUAACUGAGUAUGGUGAAUUUGUUCGUAGCUUCAAUGCUCCCACCGUCGAUGAGAAGUUUGAGUUGUUGGGAAUCAUGGCCAAUGUGUUUAUUGUUGCUCCUGAGAGUCUCUCCACUCUGUUUGAGGGGACGCCCAGCAUUCGGAAAGAUGCACAGAGGUUUAUUCAGCUGAGGGAGGAUUACAAGAGCGCAAAACUUGCAACGAGGCUAAGCUCCUUAUGGCCGAGUUUGAGUUGAUAGUGAAGAGACCUAUUCAUCUGCUGUUGACCUAAAAGAUUAUUAAUUCAUUCAAAGUCAGGUAUUUACUCAGGCGAACUAAGGAGGAGUUGAUCUGGUCUUGGUUUCUUGUGGUAGGGUCACAGAGAGAGAGAGAGAACACCAAUUUGACAUCCAACUAGUAGUGUGGGUGGUUGGCACUGUUGGGACAGAAGAGGUGAAUGAGCAUAUUAAGGAAGGUUUUUCCUCACUCUUUUUUCUUUUUUUUUUUUUAAAUUCUUUCCUUUUGCGAGUGUAAAUUUUUUGAGCUUUGGGACAUGUGGAUAGAUGAUAUGCAUUUACACUAAUGUGUGUCCUUUGAUUCUUCCACUCAA